UGGUAUGUGUGUGUGUGUGCAACUGCAAGGAACUGGACUCAAUGCAUUGCAAUUGAGCACUGGCCCACAGUCCACACACACACACACACACACACAAAGACAGACAGACAGACAUCCCGUUUGGCAAGCACAAUUGGAAUUGAAACACGCUCAUUGCUAUUGCAGCGCUCUCUCUCUCUUUAGCAGUGCCGUGUUCCACAUACCAUGUUGUUUACAGUUGUGCUGUGUGUUUUUGUGGCUUACUCGCUAGCCUCUUGUUCCAGCACUUUCAGUUCCAUUUGAAACUUUUUACCGUUUGGUUGGAAGCGCGCAUCGCGAACAGCACAAUUUUCAAAUAAAUCGCCAGUCGGCCGUCGUCUUUCUGUUUUUCUCGUUUUGUUUUGUGAUUUACUCUCCUUUUGUGGUAUAAAUCAACGCGCGCGCCAAACUGUUUAAAGGAAGCCUAGCAAAAGGGAACUAUAUCAAAAUAAACAACAACAAAAACAAUUUUUGUAGUGUACACUUUGUGUUUUUCGCGUGUGUCCAGCAUUAACUGUUAACUGUAAACCGUAAUAUGGUCAAGUGAAGCAUAAUCUAAACACAAGAAAUGGCGAACACCAAAAAUAACUGUUAAAGCCCAAAGCAUAACGCAACUAUUUCAAGCAAAAGCAAAAAAAAAAAAACUCAAUUGCAAGAAAAGUGUGACCAGUUCGUCCAACACGUUACAAAACCCAUUACAUUGUAACGCAUUCAAAUUUCGUUUGAUUCUUAACAAACGCAUCUGUGUGUGCGUGUGUGUGUGCUUGGUUCAGGAUCGCAGCUCCUACCCAACAGCCACCGCACCCCCCCGCAACGGCCUACUCAUGAAAUGCAAAAGCUGGUCCAAUAAAAUCAACAAUUUUGUUGUGCGAAGAUUAAAGUCCAUAAAGAUUAACGGCACACAGCAGCUUCAAUCGCCAAGCAGCGCCGCCAGCAUCGCAGCCGCCGCCGCCGUUGUCGUCUCUGCCUCGAGCAGCAGCAGCAGCAGCUGCAGCAGCAGCAGCGUUACCAACAGCAGCAUCGAACAGCAGCAACAGCAGCAACAACAACUAAACACAACGGCAACAAUGCCGGCGAUGCCAAAAGAAAAAGCCACAACUGCCGUUUCCCUAAGCGAAUCAAAUUUCUCGGCUCUAAAGCUCAAGGAGCUGGCGGUUGUUGUUGGCGCAAUGGCCACGACAGCGACGCGACUGCAACAGCAGCAGCAGCAACAGCAACACACGUGCGGCUGUGGCGCUGCAUCGGCAGCAACAGCGACACCCACGUCGGUAACAAACACAGAGAACAACAACAAUAACAACAACAACAGUAGCAGUCGCUACAGUCGCAGCAACAUGUUUCUGACAAACGGCUACACAUCGCCUCUGGCAGCAGCGGUGGCCAGCAACAGUUCAUCAGUCGUCUCCACGCCGCAGCGCAUCAAAAUGUGUUGUCGUGAGUCGCUGUCGUAUCAACGCCAGCUACAACAGCAGCAGCAACAGCAACAACAACAACAGCUGCAGCAGCAGCAGCAGCAGCAACAACAGCAGCAAGAACAACAACAAAUGCCACCGCCGCCCCCUCCAGCCGCACAACAGCUACAAGCAGCGCAGCCACCCCGCCGAUCACCAAACGAUUUCAUCUUUGGCCGUUAUAUUGGCGAGGGUAGCUUCAGCAUGGUAUACCUUGCGGUGGACAUACACUCGCGGCGCGAGUAUGCAAUCAAAGUGUGCGAGAAGCGUCUAAUCUUGCGAGAGCACAAACAGGAUUACAUCAAGCGAGAGCGCGAAGUGAUGCACAUGAUGACCAGCGUGCCGGGCUUUGUGAAUCUGUCGUGCACGUUCCAGGACCAGCGCUCCCUCUACUUCGUCAUGACCUAUGCCCGCAAGGGCGAUCUCCUGCCCUACAUCAAUCGCGUCGGCAGCUUCGAUGCCGCCUGCACCCGCCACUACGCCGCCGAGCUGCUGCUCGCCUGCGAGCACAUGCAUCGCCGCAAUGUGGUGCAUCGCGACCUCAAGCCCGAGAACAUACUGCUCGACGAGGACAUGCACACGCUGAUCGCCGACUUUGGCUCCGCCAAGGUCAUGACCCCACACGAACGCAGCCAGGCGGCCGCCCAGCUGGCCAGCAGCGGCAGCCUGGACGCUGCGGCGCAGCGACGCCGACGCUCGGCGCGCAGCUCCGAUGACGAUGACGAGGACAGCGAAGAGCUGUACGAUGACCUGGACGAGGAGGAGCAGGAGGACAGACGCUUCUACUAUGCCGUCGACAACGACGACGACGACGAUGCCGCCGCCAACGAGGAGGAGGAGGAGGCGCCGCGAGCAGCGGGAGAUGACGUAGAUGCUGCCCGUUCACCGCGCCAUCGCCACUUCCGGAAUCCAAGGAUGCGCGCGCGACGCGGCAGCUUCGUGGGCACCGCCCAGUACGUGUCGCCCGAGGUGCUGCGGAAUGCGCCCAUUACGCCCGCCGCCGAUCUGUGGGCGUUGGGCUGCAUUGUCUACCAGAUGAUCUCGGGCCUGCCGCCGUUUAGGGGCAGCAACGAUUACUUCAUCUUCAAGGAGAUACUGGGCUGUGCCGUUGACUUUCCGCAGGGCUUUGACAAGGAUGCCGAGGAUCUGGUCAGGCAGCUGCUCAAGGUCGAUCCGCGCGAACGCCUGGGCGCCCAGGAUGAAUUCGGCUACUACGAGAGCAUACGGGCGCAUCCCUUCUUUGCGGGCAUCGACUGGCAAACGCUGCGCCAGCAGACGCCGCCGCCCAUCUAUCCUUACCUGCCCGGCGUCAGCCAGGACGAUGCGCUGUGCAGUGCGAACAGCUACUGUCUGCCGAUUAGCGUGGAUCUGGAGCCGGGUCUGGACGAGCGCCAGAUAACGCGUCUGCUCAGCGCCGAGCUGGGCGUCGGCAGCAGCGCCGCGGCGCCCGCCCACAAGCCCUCCGUGGCAAAGAAUUCGUUCGACUUGAGCGACGCACAGAAGCAGCAGCGCCUGGAGGCACAAAAGACUGACAAGUGGCACGUGUUCGCCGACGGCGAGGUGAUCCUCAAGCGGGGAUUUGUUAACAAGCGCAAGGGUCUAUUUGCCCGCAAGCGUAUGCUUCUGCUGACGACGGGGCCGCGCCUCAUCUAUAUUGAUCCCGUGCAGAUGAUCAAGAAGGGCGAGAUACCCUGGAGUCCCGAGCUGCGCGCCGAGAUCAAGAACUUUAAAAUCUUCUUUGUGCAUACGCCGAAUCGCACCUACUAUCUGGACGAUCCCGAAGGCUAUGCCAUACAGUGGGUCGAGGCCAUUGAGAACAUGUCGAAACUGUGCUACGGCGACGCAGCUGCCGCAACGGCAGCCGAUGCUGCUGCUUCGACAGCGGCGGCAGCAGCUGUGUCCACAACCAACAGCAUCUCGUCCUUCGCCUGCUCAACGGGCGGCAGCAGCAGCAACAGUUUGGCUGUCUACAGCACGCCCAUCGCCAGCUCCAAUUCGCCCGCCUCCAACAACAGUUCGCCCACAGCGCGGCGAAGUUCGCCGGCAGCGCAGCAGCGACAGCAACUGGAAGCAGCAGCAGCAGCGACAACAGUUACAACAACAGCAACAACAACGACGCGAGGCAAAAAGACAGUGUCCAAUUGAACAGCUGAACACGUGUCUCGGCCAUUUCGUGACUGUUGUCGUUAUUUAGAUUUAAAUGCAAAUUAAAUUCUAAUUUAGUUGAAAUUUAGUGCAAACAUCAAAAACAACAAAAACAACUACUAGCAAAAACCUACACACACACACACACACACACACACACACUAAUAGAAAUGCAAGAAUGUGUCUAGUGCUAAUUCGAAAUUUGUUUAUAUAUAUAGUAUAUAUAUAUUUACAUAUAUUCAUACAUAUAUCAAAUAACAAUUUCUGUUUGUUGUGUGUCUCUCGUUUACCGUUAAACUUUUGUGCAUAUACAUAUAUACAUAUAUACAAAUAUACAUAUAGAAAGAGAGGGAAGAAGCAGCAGCAGCAAAAUAACACAGUGUAAGCAGAAAACACAUAUAAAAUCUAUAUAUAUAUAUAUAAACUAAAUUUAAACUAAACUAAUUUAAAUUAAAUUAA
Messenger RNA from Drosophila novamexicana, 4073 nucleotides. It is a transcript of the gene Pdk1, whose product is annotated as 3-phosphoinositide-dependent protein kinase 1. The transcript has 6 exons. Bases 843 to 3614 code for a protein of 923 amino acids. NCBI's taxonomy places the organism in Eukaryota, Metazoa, Arthropoda, Insecta, Diptera, Drosophilidae. Gene Ontology annotation, molecular function: protein serine/threonine kinase activity; ATP binding. The record is from RefSeq and is a predicted model, not a curated record. Gene Ontology annotation, biological process: peptidyl-serine phosphorylation; intracellular signal transduction.